Phyllostomus discolor (pale spear-nosed bat) is the source of this 2594-nucleotide messenger RNA. RefSeq names its product LARGE xylosyl- and glucuronyltransferase 2 (gene LARGE2). Gene Ontology annotation, biological process: protein O-linked glycosylation via mannose. Gene Ontology annotation, molecular function: xylosyltransferase activity; glucuronosyltransferase activity. The coding region runs from base 198 to 2336 and encodes 712 amino acids. The record is from RefSeq and is a predicted model, not a curated record. The transcript is spliced from 13 exons. NCBI's taxonomy places the organism in Eukaryota, Metazoa, Chordata, Mammalia, Chiroptera, Phyllostomidae.
UCCUGGAAGAGUAAUGUCCGAGCUCCCAGGCAGCUGGAGUAGGUGAGGUGGCGAUUCAGCGCGGGAGCGUUCCGGGCGUCCGUCGGGCCCCACCGCCCCAAGGCCGACCCUCCUCUCUCCCUCCGGGGUUCGUGGGGCCCGAGAUGGAAUCCGCAGCCCGGGGUCGCGCCCCGCCCUGAGAGCCCCCUCAGCCUGCCAUGCUGCCCCGAGGGCGCCCCCGGGCGCUGGGGGCCGCCGCGCUGCUGCUGCUGUUGCUGCUGCUUUUUGGAUUCUUCCUGUUCCGCGAGGAUCUGGAGUGCGAGCGCCGCGAGCGGGGACGCUCGGGAGCCUUCCCCUGUGUGCUGACGCCACGCAUUCCCCUCGACGGGCGGCCACGGGGGGCUGCUGCCCUCGACGGAGACCCACAGGUGGACCACCGGGGCCACAACCAUUCGGACUGCGUCCCGCCACGGCCGCUGCCUCCCAGGUGCGAGCUCUUGCACGUGGCAAUCGUGUGUGCAGGACAUAAGAGCAGCCGAGAUGUAAUCACUCUGGUGAAGUCCAUGCUCUUCUACAGGAAAAACCCACUGCACCUCCACCUGGUGACUGAUGCUGUCGCCAGGAACAUUCUGGAGACGCUCUUCCACACAUGGAUGGUGCCCGCUGUCCGGGUCAGCUUCUAUGACGCUGAUGAGCUCAAGCCCCAGGUCUCCUGGAUCCCCAACAAGCACUACUCUGGCCUCUACGGGCUGAUGAAGCUAGUGCUGCCCGGCGCCCUGCCGCCCGACCUGGCCCGUGUUGUUGUCUUAGACACGGACGUCACCUUCGCCUCUGACAUUGCGGAGCUCUGGGCACUCUUUGCUCACUUUUCUGACGAGCAGGCGAUCGGUCUCGUGGAGAACCAGAGCGACUGGUACCUGGGCAACCUCUGGAGGAACCACAGGCCCUGGCCCGCCUUGGGCCGGGGGUUUAACACAGGUGUGAUCCUCCUGCGGCUGGACCGGCUCCGGCGGGCUGGCUGGGAGCAGAUGUGGAAGCUGACGGCUACACAGGAGCUCCUCUCCCUGCCCGCCACCUCCCUGGCUGACCAGGACAUCUUCAAUGCCGUCAUCAAGGGGCACCCGGGGCUGGUGCAGCCCCUGCCCUGCGUCUGGAAUGUGCAGCUGUCGGACCACACGCUGGCGGAGCGCUGCUACCUGGAGGCGGCUGACAUCAAGGUGAUCCACUGGAACUCACCAAAGAAGCUACGUGUGAAGAACAAGCACGUGGAAUUCUUCCGCACCCUCCACCUGACCUUCCUGGAGUACGACGGGAACCUGCUGCGGAGAGAGCUCUUUGGCUGUCCCAGCCCGCUGCCCCCGGAGGCUGAGCAGUUGCAGCGGGCCCUGGCACAGCUCGACGAGGAGGACGCCUGCCUUGCGUUCCGGCAGCAGCAGCUCCUGGUGCACCGCGUGCACAUCACUUUCCUGCCCCACGAGCCGCCACCCCCCCGGCCCCACGAUGUCACCCUUGUGGCCCAGCUCUCCAUGGACCGGCUGCAGGUGCUGGAAGCCCUGUGCAGACACUGGCCGGGCCCCAUGAGCCUGGCCUUGUAUCUGACAGACGCAGAGGCCCAGCAGUUCCUGCGUUUCGUCGAGGCCUCGGCGGUGCUCUCCGCCCGGAGGGAUGUGGCCUACCACGUGGUGUACCGUGAGGGGCCCCUCUACCCCAUCAACCAGAUUCGCAAUGUGGCCUUGGCCCAGGCCCUCACGCCUUACGUCUUCCUCAGCGACAUCGACUUCCUGCCUGCCCACUCCCUCUACGACUACCUCAGGGCCUCCAUCGAGCAGCUGCAGCUGGGCGGCGGGCGGAAGGCAGCGCUGGUGGUGCCCGCCUUCGAGACCCUGCACUACCAUUUCAGCUUCCCCAGUUCCAAGGCUGAACUGCUGGCCUUGCUGGACACUGGCUCUCUCUACACCUUCAGGUACCACGAGUGGCCUCGGGGUCACGCGCCCACGGACUAUGCCCGCUGGCGGGAGGCUCAGGCCCCGUACCGUGUGCAAUGGGCAGCCGACUACGAGCCCUAUGUGGUGGUGCCGCGUGACUGUCCCCGCUAUGACCCCCGCUUCGUGGGCUUUGGCUGGAACAAGGUGGCCCACAUCGUGGAGCUGGAUGCACAGGACUAUGAGCUCCUGGUGCUGCCAGAGGCCUUUGCCAUCCACCUGCCACACACCCCAAGCCCUGACAUCUCCCGCUUCCGCUCCAGCACCGCCUACCGGGACUGCCUGCAGGCCCUCAAGGAGGAGUUCCACCAGGACUUGUCCCGCCGCUACGGGGCUGCUGCCCUCAAAUACCUCACUGCCCUGCGGCAGCCCUGAGGCCCUCCUGACCUCCCAGGGCUGGGCCUGCGUGGCUCGACCCAGCCCUUGGCCUUGGCCCUCACACUCUCCGUUGUUUAAAUUAUUUAAGGUCUCUGGGAAGGGCUGCACUGGAGCAUCUGGGGCGGGGCCUGGGAGCCUCCCUUUGCUGCUCCUGUAGACCUGGGCCCUGGUGUUGUCCCUCUGCCCCAGCUGGUUUGGGGCCGGUUCCCCCAUCCUCAACUCUGCGUCCUUUUUUCAUAAAUAAUGUUAAAAGCU